Messenger RNA from Coregonus sp. 'balchen', 989 nucleotides. NCBI's taxonomy places the organism in Eukaryota, Metazoa, Chordata, Actinopteri, Salmoniformes, Salmonidae. The record is from the annotation of a GenBank genome assembly.
AUGGCUGUUGCUGCAAAGUUCAGUUUUUCCGUGAGGAGCAUCCUGGAUUUGCCUGAACAUGACGCCAAGUCAGCGCAGCCUUCCCCCGGUAACUCCUGCGCCAGUUCCCCUUACUCCUCCUGGAUGGACAGCGACCGGAGCCCUUGUCUCUGUAAGUCCCCUUGGUUGAAACCUGAGCAUAGAAACAGAUAGGCCUAACCACUUCAAAUCCAUAUAAACACAUAAACCUAACUGGAUUAUAUGGGUCCUGCUUAAAUUGACACAAUUUAAUAUCAUCCACAGCGAUUUCCAACAUGUCUGUUUUAUGAGAUCCAAUAAGGUAUCCAUCCAAUUAACUAAGCAUAAUGUUAUAAUUUGAUAUACACUUUAUAAGGAGAUUCAAAUUGGGAAAAAAUACAUCUCUGUAGCUAUGUAUUUCUGGUGAUAUUGUAUCUCGUGAGUUGUUUAUAUGGUUCAUUGAUCAGUUUAAAAACACUAUUUUUAAUUCCUCAGCUUCAGAUGAGGGCAGCCUGGAGGUCUCCCCAAACAAGUCAGACGAGUCUUCUCCUGACUCAGAGGCCGAGAAGAAGAGGAAGCGCCGUGUGCUCUUCUCAAAAGCCCAGACCUUCGAGCUUGAGAGGCGCUUCUGUCAGCAGCGCUAUCUGUCAGCACCAGAGCGGGAGCAGCUCGCCCAUCUCCUCAGCCUAACGCCGACGCAGAUCAAGAUCUGGUUCCAGAACCACAGGUACAAAAUGAAGAGGUCGCGAGCAGAGGGAGCGUCGCAAGACAUAAACCAAUCGCUAAUGUUGCGAAGAGUGGUGGUACCCAUCCUAGUUCGGGAUGGCAAGCCUUAUCAGACCUGUUUCAUUAACACGGAGAAAGGAGGCUGUCUUAGACCGACCACGUCGACGGGUACACCCUUCAGUUUGGGGUACCAGUCUUUCCAGCUUCCGUCGCCGUUCGGUCUACCUUCCCCAUACCAGCAUUUUGUCCAGUCCGGCAGCAUCUAG